GAAAGCCAUAUUCUCAUCCACACUGGAGAAAAACAGUUUGAGUGUUACAUUUUCUCUAAAAUAUUUGCACGUAAAUCUUACUUGGCCCUUCACAAACUCAUUCACACUGGAGAAAAACAGUUUGAAUGUGACAAAUGUUUCAAAACAUUUGCACGGAAAUCUUACUUAGUAAAACAUAAUCUUGUCCAUACGAGAGAAAAGCACUUUAAAUGUGACAUUUGUUCAAAAACAUUUGCACUGAAAUAUAACUUAGGAAGGCACAAUCUCAUCCAUACUGGAGAAAAGCAGUUUAAAUGUGAAACUUGUUCAAAAACAUAUGCACAUAAAUCUAGCUUGGUAAGUCACAAUGUUUACCAUACUGGGAAAAAGCAGUUUAAAUGUGACAUUUGUUCUAAAUCAUUUACAUGUAAAUCUUACUUGGUAAGUCACAAUCUUAUCCAUACUGGAAAAAAGCAGUUUAAAUGUG
Molecule: messenger RNA, 466 nt
Organism: Owenia fusiformis
Lineage: Eukaryota; Metazoa; Annelida; Polychaeta; Sabellida; Oweniidae
Source: the annotation of a GenBank genome assembly